CCGGAAGCGAGCCGCCGGACGUGGCGUCACAGAGCAGGCGCAGCCGGCGUCCCGGAAGGCCCCGGCCGGCGGGCCUCUCAGCCGCAGGCGGGGCGUCCCGAAAGCAGCCGGCGGCCUGAGCGGACGCUGCGGGGUCCGGCGAGCUCUCCCUCCAGCUUUGCUAUCUGGCAGAUUUUCUUCAGUAAGAGGUGGCUCUAGAAUCCCCCAGAAACGUGUGGUCUUUUAUUGCGAGGCAUGAUGGCUGCAAAAGUGGUUCCCAUAUCCCCAAAGCCAAAGCAGUCCUUUAUACUGAGAGUUCCUCCAGACUCCAAGCUGGGUCAAGACCUCGUUCGAGAUGCCACUAGUGGGCCCAAGACCAUCCACCAGCUGGUGCUGGAGCACUUCCUUACCUUCUUGCCCAAGCCAAGCCUGGUCCAGCCCAGUGAGAAAGUCAAGGAGACCUUGGUUAUUAUGAAGGAUGUGAGUUCAAGCCUUCAGAACAGAGUGCAACCUCGUCCCUUAGUGAAGCUUCUGCCCAGAGAAGGAGUCCAGCAGAAACAGGAGACAGUGUCUCUGUGUUUUAAAGCUGACUCUGAGGAGCUUGUGGUCUUUGAGGAUUUGAAUGUAUUUCAUUCCCAAGAGGAAUGUGUGAGCAUGGAUCCUGCUCAACAGCCCGCAUCAGACAAGGACAGUGAUGUUGGAGAGAUGACAUUACUGGCCAAUGACAAUAGUCCUACAGGUGAAGAUCUUCAGAAGGGGAAUUGUAGAGAAAAGUCUUUAGAUGGUGAUGGAGUGGACUGUUCCUUGAUCUCUGAGCAGCUUCCAGGUAGCCAAGAAGAAAGGCUAAAUACACCCAUUCCACAGCAAAUGAAAAUGAGAAAUCUUCUAGUUACCAUUGAAAAUGACACUCCACUAGAGGAGCUCUCGAAAUUCGUGGACAUCAAUGUUAUUGCACUUACUAGGAGUCGGAGAACAAGGAGAUGGUACACUUGUCCACUGUGUGGGAAACAGUUUAAUGAAAGCUCUUACCUUAUUUCCCACCAGAGGACUCACACUGGCGAGAAACCCUAUGACUGUAGCCAUUGUGGGAAAAGCUUCAAUCAUAAAACAAACCUCAAUAAACAUGAGCGAAUCCACACAGGAGAGAAGCCUUAUUCAUGUUCUCAGUGUGGGAAAAACUUUCGCCAGAAUUCUCAUCGGAGUCGCCAUGAAGGAAUCCAUGUAAGGGAGAAGGUAUUUAAGUGUCCAGAAUGUGGGAAAACCUUCCCAAAGAACGAAGAAUUUGUUCUUCACCUGCAGAGUCAUGAGGCCGAGAGGCCAUACAGUUGCAAAAAAUGUGGAAGAAGAUUUGGUCGACUGUCAAACUGUACCCGACAUGAGAGAACACACUCAGCAUGUAAGACUCGAAAGCAGAAAUGAGAUUGGGAACCAUCCUUCCUUAGCCUGAGAAUGCUUCACAAGGCUGCCUAAAAACACAGAUAUGUGAAAACUUCAUGAUAGCCAAAUUUGGAUAAAUACCCAUCUUGGCUAACCCUCAGUUGUUAGAAAAUUCACAGGGAGGGAAAUAUCCUCAAGGGCUAUACCUCAGCAUCCAAGCUUUCUGGACUAAGAAGCUUUCUUUGUGAAGUUGUACAACAAUAUGUAGAUCACAGAUCUGUUUCCCAAGAAUUUAAAUAUGAAUGAGUGUGGGGCUGUUUACCUGCAAGGUGAGCAGGACGAAUCACAUCUAUUGAAAUAGAUCCAUUUUCCCUCGCAUGGGAAUUCACACUUGAGGAAAGAGAACGCAAAAGUCUGUAUCUGGAACUGGUCCUCUGGAAAGAACCAAACUACUGAUUUGUUAAGUCAACAACUUCUAAUAACAGUUGUAUAACUCUCGCAGAACAUCCUGAUAAGACUUGAGUGUUGAAUUGUUUACUCUUUGAUACAAAAAAACUAGAGCAUUUGAUUAUCAAAGACUUACCUUCAUUUAUAAGUGAUCUAAAAUAAUUAUUAAUAAUUUCAAUAAUAUUUGUAAUUUGUGGCUAAAAUGGACUAUUUUAUAGAAAUCCUUUUCACAGCAUAAUUUCAAGGUCUCUACCAUUCUUUCUGUAGUCUCUCCAGCUGUUAAUCUCAGACAUCUGUCUCAUGCCUCUCCCUUGCCAAAAGAGGUUUGGAUCACUCAGGUCUGACCAUCUAGGCCCACUGCUGGCUAGGAAAGCUCUUUAGCAUCUUGUCCCUUUGCUAUCCAAGAUCUUAACUGCUAGGAAGGAAAACCUGGAACCUAAAGAAAAGGGACACCUGUGGACAGGAAAAGGUUGACUUGGAUCCAUGGCUAGGCAUAACCUCACUUAGUCUUAAUUCUCCUUUACAGUCAACAGACCUUUGGCAACUGAAUGGUCACUACCUCACAAGGCAGAGUAUUUAGAGACUACCUCUAGUGGUUAGCUCCAUUUUCCCUCAAGAAACGGGAUUCCAUGUCUUGUAGUGAAUUGUCGUCCUUCCUCCUGAUACCCAGACCUCCUGUGCUGUCUGCCUGGAGUCAAGACCGGUGGUGCCUUAAUAUAGGACUCAUCCUAUGGUGUGAUUUGGGAUUCUUGGUCAGUUUUGUUGUUUUUGUCUCCCAAAGUUUUAUAUUGGUUAUUUUGUUUGGAAUGGGUUCAUCCUAUAAGCCAUUUGGGAAGAUUUAUUUGUUUCACACCCAGAAACACCUUCUUCCUUUGUUACCAUAUUCUUUUCAUGGAAAUUCUACACAAUUCUGUCAUUGUAGUUUUUUUCCAUUUUUCAAAUUGGUUAUUGCUCUUAUAUAGGAAAGUUUUUAAAAAAUUAUUUGUGUACCACCUCACCGAAUGGUACAGUUCUGUUCGUGGUAAAGGUUUACCAUCUACAAAUAAUAGUUUGUUCCUUUCUGCCUGUUGGAAAUUUUUUGUUUCUGUUUUAUUUUUUUAACAUGAUUCUAAGGUUUGUUGGUACAAAGUGUUCUGACAAAAGGAAACUUCAUGAUUCAGUUCAUUCUGGGAAAUCACAGUUUCAAAACAAAACAAAAAAUCCCUAAACACUUAAAAACAAAAACUGCCCUUUAAUAACUUCCUAUUUCAAGUCAACAGUACCCUUUAAAAGAAGGGACGAAACUGGCUACUCAUAGGUCCUGGUGAUUCUUUG
Molecule: messenger RNA, 3117 nt
Organism: Sciurus carolinensis (gray squirrel)
Lineage: Eukaryota; Metazoa; Chordata; Mammalia; Rodentia; Sciuridae
Gene: Znf200
Product: zinc finger protein 200
Exons: 5
Coding region: 235-1398 (387 amino acids)
Source: RefSeq, a predicted model, not a curated record